UUGACAUUUUUCGAAAGUAGAUAAAACCAAAAUUAUAUACACAAAACUGCCUGACAAACAAUACGAAUAAAUUAUGCCUGAUAGAAAUGAAGAGCUGGAGGAUAAAAGGAGGAACAACAGUCAUGCUAGUCUGCUCAUGACCGCAUCGUCUACUCAUGUUCGGCAUAAUGAAAGUCACACCAGUUUGAAUCGUAGUGCUCAUAAUCUGAGUUAUCCCAAGAACAAGGACGAAAAUGAUCAAGCUUACAUGACCAAUAGCUCCCUGCUGUCGAAUGAUUUUGUGCUAAUGUUGGAUUGUUCACCCACUAUUGAAGAGACUUUCUGCGAAGAAUCAGACGAAUUCAGGAUAGCUUGGCUGUGGCUCAACAAAUUAACCACUAUGCAUUGCAAUAAUCUCUCUGAUCUGCGCAUGCGUAACGCUUACAUGAGUCACUUUAUUGUCUGUCUAAACCAAAGGCGUUUGACGGGGAUUUUUCAGGAGCCUCCGCCUGCGGAGUUGAUUUGGGUUAACUUUUCGGAGAAUCAAGCUCACCAGUCAAUGGGUAUGGCCAAACCUUUAGAUUGUUGUAAUGAUCGAAAUCAAUCUCAUCGAGCUGCGCCGGCUUCCGCUUCAUCAUGUACCUGUACCGAAUAUCGCACAUCGGAGUUUUGGGAUUCCUAUUCAAAUAGUGGUCGUCCUUCGGGUGGAACUGCCACAUCAUCACCCAAAUCGCCGAUUAUCAAAAGGCGUCAACUUCUCCGAUCCGUGCUCACAACCAGUGACGAGGAAAUACAUCAGAUAUACCGCAACAACAAGGCCAACUUUCACUUGAACCGCUCCUCCACCUGUGCCCAGUUGUCCACCAGUCGUUCCCAAUCCUCGCCAGCUAAAUUUGCGCCCAGAAAGAAAGUUCCGAAUGCCUUCCGGGGUUCGGAUAGCCGUAAGUUCCCCGAAGAUGCCCGACACCGAAUGGUCAUUCUGAUGGAACUUAUCAGGAAAGAAUUACGCGGCGAACCGGAUCUAGAACAAAAGGACAUUUUGGAGGCGGAACUGAAGCGAUACCGGGAGUUUUUCGAACAGCAUAUGCAGGACAACUCCGAUUUUGAGUCACAUCUGGGUGGGGAUUCCAACUCGGAGCGCACUCGCCUGCUUCUCAAUAUGCAAACAGAUCUGAUCAGGAUGCUGAAAGAGGGCGUGGCGUGAUCAAAACCAAUUUUAAUAAUCAAAAAAAGUGUAUUUUAAGUAUUUUUAGAGGUGUGACAAGAAUAAUUCAGUAAUAAAACAUUUUAUUUUUUGGGAAAUUAA
Messenger RNA from Drosophila rhopaloa, 1285 nucleotides. RefSeq lists its product as uncharacterized. The record is from RefSeq and is a predicted model, not a curated record. Bases 74 to 1183 code for a protein of 369 amino acids. The transcript has a single exon. Lineage: Eukaryota; Metazoa; Arthropoda; Insecta; Diptera; Drosophilidae.